Molecule: messenger RNA, 3950 nt
Organism: Cadophora gregata
Lineage: Eukaryota; Fungi; Ascomycota; Leotiomycetes; Helotiales; Ploettnerulaceae
Gene: UBP2
Product: ubiquitin-specific protease ubp2
Exons: 5
Coding region: 96-3950 (1284 amino acids)
Biological process (GO): protein deubiquitination; proteasome-mediated ubiquitin-dependent protein catabolic process; regulation of proteasomal protein catabolic process
Molecular function (GO): proteasome binding; cysteine-type deubiquitinase activity
Source: RefSeq, a predicted model, not a curated record
GCAACACCGAGCUUGAGGCUGAAACGGGGAGGUCUGAACGAACUGGAAUCGAGUAUCUAAAAAUUCACGCAAAGAUACUUACAUGAAUAGCAGUUAUGGAUAGACCACCACCUGGGCCAGCUCCAGGAAAGACUGCCCCCCGACUCAUCCUUGAUCUCCUCAACUAUGAUCCGAAGAAGAAUUAUAGCAAGAAUCUACUGGCAGACCCGGCGCCGAAAUGGAGGAAAGGGCUUUGGGAUGCGCCACAUCCUCAUGCAUGCCGGCAUGCUCUCAUGAGAAAGGAGCAAACACGGGCCCCGGCAUCCAACGACGAGCAACCAGACGCUGGAACCUCAUAUUCGGUUGCAACAUACUGUAAUAAAUGCCGACUUCAUUUCAUGAUCAAUGUGGACUACACGCGACAGAACGACUUCCAGAUACCGUGCAGACGGUCGGACAAGGACAGCCCCUUGCACCACUUUCUACUUCAAGAGUCUAUAUCUGGCAAGGAGUUUAGGGAGAGGUUUGGCAUCAAUAAGUAUGACCACCUGAUUGAGGGCCAUCGAUGGGCAUGUUCCGGGUCGAAUUGUCCCGCGGUUCUAGAAAUUCGGAUAUCAUCACCGCGACUUGGUAAAUCCCUUGUGGACAUGAUCACCGACAGACAGAAACUUGAGGCGCGAGGCCGGAAAGAAAUCGCUCGGGAUCCUGCGAGAUAUCAGGGGAUCGCGCCAGUUGGACCUGUUUCGUCUCUGUGGUACCUGCGGUCGUAUCUCACUGAUGCUAAGGACGCCAAAGAUUCGGCCAGCCUCAAGAAAAUUGCGAAGCGGAACAAGAAGUUCGUCAUGGCUUUUGGAACUGAGUGUAACGACCUCUUCGAGACUCUCGGGUUCACAGAGAUCGAAGAGCCUGCUGAAGCACCCGAGGAGGGUACGAAUGGAUUCUGGCAACUGCCUGUCGUGACAAGUGAUAACAUCACGUUUUUUGAAGAUGUCAUCUUUGAGAUCGAUGUCCUGAUGCAGAAUCUACCGCUGUCGGAACAGAACCCUGCAUAUAUGAGAGUUAUGAUCAGACCAGUUCCGGCACUGAAGGACAUUGAGAGGAGUCUCGGCUACUUUGAUUAUCCGACAAGAUCCAGAACUAUUGAUCUCGUCUCGGAAGAGCACCCAUACUACAAGAGCCUAGGAGCUGUCGAGACCUUCAACGACGAAUAUCUCAGUUGGGCUUAUGAUCGACAGUGCUCAUGUGAUCCGGCAAACAAACCAUACUACUUCGAUUGCUUGGAGGAUCUCGCAAAGGGCCGCGGAAGUCCGGACCUCCAGAUGAAGGUGACAAUGGCCGUUUCUUUGGGCGAGUAUGGAUUGAAGCAACUGGAAGAUUCCUUUAAAUUUUUCGGCUUAGAUCCGGCAACAAAGGAAGGCGAUGACCACAUCAUGGGCGUUUAUAAGUCUCGUAUUGCUUCAGCACCACGGCAGAAAGAAGAAGCCAAGGCCUGUCUUCUCAUCAUCGCCAAACACCGAAAGAGCGAGGCCAUCGAAGCUCUUGGAAAUGACAACACAAUGUCUUUCGAAGAAGCCCUUGAGUUCUUGGACGUGACAGCUACCACUGCUUCUGACAGCAUUGAAGCUGCUGCGAUUGCGAUGGCACUGGAUGGGGACAAAGCGAGGGUUGCACGCGCGUUGCGAGUGAUCGCCAACCAACGGCCAGAGGAUCUUACCCUUCAAAGAGCGGCGGCGCAGAUGGAGUCUGGGAAUGGGGCAUUUGCAUUGGACGUCAGUGAAGCAUAUAAUCGUUUACAGAUCGGAACCUCUGGGCCAAAUCUCCCCGACGAGACAGUGCUUACAUACUAUCAAAGUCUUUCAAGUGGAGCACCAUCUGGAUCCAAGGACAGUUUUGCUGAAGCUCUGCGCACCAUUGCCCUGCACCGCGACAGCAUCUUCUUGCUGAGAAAACUCGAUGAUCCUAAUGCGGUUGUGCACGCUAGUACAGCAGAACCAGUGGGCCUCGACAAUAUCGGAAACACCUGCUACCUGAAUAGCUUGCUCCAAUACUACUACACCAUCAAGCCCGUACGGGAAAUGGUUAUGGAUUUCGAGAAGCAUCGCAUGACCCUUAGUGAAGAUAACCUGAAGAUAAAGCGAGUUGGUGGUCGCAUUGUUGACAAGUCAGAAAUUAUAAAGGCGCAGAAAUUCGUUGGUGAACUUCACAACCUCUUUGAGAAUCUCAAGACGGCAUCAACGCGCUCCGUCAAACCUACGAAGGAAUUGGCCGAGUUGACGAUAUUCAGCUCCGAGAAGCAAGGAGAAUUUCUCGAGCGACGCAAAUCCAUCAGCAGCCCCUCCGGUCCGCCAAAUAUCGCCUCGAUCAUAGGAGCCCCUGCAUUCGGCCCUCACCUGCCUCCGGCACCUCUGACCCCGCCGUCAUCUUCGAAGACACCUGAGGACGAUAUUGAGAUGGUUGACAACCCGAGUGAUGACGUGGAGACCCGUGACGACAGCAGUGAGGCCACGCUUGUAGACAUGGACCAGGUUUCGGCCAGUGAGGACAAGAACUCCACCGCUGUGCCAGUAGCCCAUACACCUCUCUCAGACACAGGCACAGACGCCGACGCCGACGCCGUGAUGGUCAACGGUGGCGGCGAUGAUGAUGAGAUAGUGAAGCCAUCAUCUCCACCUGAGAAGCCUCCUCCAAUUCCCCCACGUAACAAAUCCGGACUUGUCAUUUCUACACAUGACAACAAAGACCUCGCGGCCGACGAUGAGCUUUGGAGAUUUGGAACACAGCAAGAUGUGACCGAGGUUAUCGGCAAUGUUACCUAUCGGUUGCAGUGUGCUAUCAAGCCAACCAGCUUCGAGGAAGGGUCUGGAGAGCAAAUCGAUGUGAUCAGAGACACCUUCUUCGGCACAAAUACCACGUACACCGAAAAAGGACAUACUACAGAGACCAAGGUGGAAGCCUGGCCUACUAUCAUUGCUUUCCCAGGCAAGGAAGGCGAUGUUCGGGACCUCUACGAAGCAAUUGAUGUUAUCUACGAUGAGCAGUAUGUAGAAGUCGAGAACAAGAAGUGCCCGCAACAUUUCUCGAUCAGCAAGCUUCCUGAAAUACUUCAAAUUCAGAUUCAACGGACUGAUUUCGACCCUGUGCGGCAAACCUCCUACAAGAAUCGCACGCCGGUCGCUUUCCCCGAAACCCUCUACAUGGACAGAUAUGUCGCUACCGAUGAUCCCGAAUCUGUCAUCAUGCGACGCCGUCGAGAGACAUGGAAGUGGAAGUCUCAGCUCCGCUUAUUAGAAGCCAGACAGGAAGCUUUGAAAAAUAGCAAGGAAGAAGUCAAUAUCCCGGAUGCUCUUCUUGCGGUGAAGGACUACAUCAAAGCGCUUCAAGAAGAAGAGAUAGAUGGAAUCGAAAUCGCUCCCGAGCUUCCUGACGCCCUGGAGGAUCGGAUCUCCCAAGUGGCCGAGGAGCUGGAGGAGAUCAGCAAGCACGUCAGCGCUCUUAAGAAGAGCCUCAAGGAGCAGUUUACUGACAUGCGUGAGCACGAAUACAAGCUGCAUUCCGUCUUCAUUCAUCGCGGUGAAGCCGGGGGUGGUCACUAUUGGGUCUACAUUUACGACUUCGAGCAUGACAUAUGGCGCGAAUACAACGAUGAACACGUCUCAGAAGUGAGGGAUCGCCGCAGAAUCUUCGAUCAGACAGGUUCUGCGGAAGGUACGCCCUAUUAUCUUGUGUACGUCAAGACACAGAGGUUACGGGACCUAGUGGAUGCUGUAUUCAGAGAAGUGCAGGAGGUCCCAAUUGAGUUAAAUACCUGGAAUGGACAAAUGGAUGGUAUUGUGAACGAGGUUGACGAGGAAGGCGAGGACGUACGACAUAUUGAGCAUGUCAAACCCCGACCACUUCGACCGAAGCCUCCAGUCAACGAGUGGGGUAUUACGAAUGAGCAAGCUCUCGAUGCAAACGGAAACACUUGGUAG